ACGAAAAAAUUUUUUAGAAAAAUUCAGUAAAAUAAAAAGAAAAAAUAAAUUAGAAAGCAUAAUGAAUUAAUGAAUGAUGAUACUAUUAUGAAUGAUAAAAAAAAUUAGCUUGAAAAUAAUAUGGUAUUGAUAGUUUACUUUACCCAAAUUAUAUUGUAAACUUUAAUUUAUUUUUAAUAAAUUUUUAAAACAAUGAAGCGAGCACGUAUAAAAGCUAUAGUUACAGUUCCAACUCGAAGGAAAGCAACACAAGAUAUAUCUGAUACUGAAAUUAUUAAUACAUUUGAGAACAAUGACAAAAAUAAAAAUGUAUCUGAUGAUUCAUUACAACAAAGUUCAGAAAAUAUUUUACAUGAAACACAAGAACAAGAAAAUGUAGAAAAUACAAAAAAAAUAAUACAAAUACAAGAAAUAAUAGAAGAGCAAGUGCCAAAUGAACAAUUUCCUGAACAAUGUAACGAAUAUAAGAGUGAUUCUAUGCAAAAUUCUAUGCAAAAGGAAGAAAUUGUAAAUAUACAGUCAUCAGAAAUUUUAAAUAUAACACAAAUUACUUCUCCCAUAAAAUCAACACAAAAUCGGUCUGGUUUUAUGAAACCAACACCAAAAUUUGAUAAUAACAACAGAGUAAGAAGAAAUAGUAUUCAAGGAAGUGGAGCGAGCACAAGUGAAUCUGAAGAUGAUAGCAGAAGAUUACCUUGCAGUAUUACCAAUCAUACAAAAAAUGAUUUAGUACAAUUAUCAUAUAAUACAAAAGAUGCUGUUACUAAUAAUAUCAAAAACAAUUUAAUAACAACCAAAUUGGGACAAAAGAGACGUAUUUUAGUCUCAGAAUCUACAAGAAAACUAGCAGAGGCUAGAAGAGAAUUUCAUUUAAAACAUGAAAAUAAAACUCCAGAUAGAAGCAAACUUACAAUGUAUGAUUUAAUAUAUUACAAUCCUGUUACUAAUCCUAUGAAAAAAUCUAAUGAAUCUACAACAAGAAAAAUGUUGGAAUAUCAAUCUGAAGAAUUUCAGGAAGAAGAAAAUGAAGAUGAUCCAUCAUCUGCAAUGCCAGUGCCUCAAGUAAAAGUUGGACCAAAUGGUCAACUAAUAAUAGAUGAACAAAGUCUUGUUAUAGAACAAACUAAUGCAAAAAAAGGUAGGAAAGUAUUAGCAAAAGAAGCUAUUAUUGAUGAUGAUAAUAGUGGAAGUGGAUUUUAUAAAAAACGACAGAAAAGCAAAGAAUGGUCCGAACGGGAAACUUUAAAAUUCUAUAAAGCAUUAAAUACAAUUGGUACAGAUUUUUUGUUGAUGCAAAGUCUUUUUCCUCAUAGAACAAGGCAAGAAAUGAAGUUAAAAUUUAAGAAAGAAGAAAAAGUUAAUAGACAUUUGGUUGAGAAAGCACUGGCAUAUCAUCAAGAAUUUGAUACUGAAAUGUUAGAAAAAUCAUUAGCGACAUUUGAAAAUUCAGAAAAAGAAUACUUGCAUAUACAAGAAAAACGAAAGCAACAAAAGACAAAAAAUAAGAAGAAUUCAAAAUCAAUCAGAAGACGAAGAAUUGUAGCAUCUAGUAUUGCUGAAAUGGAUGCAUCUGACAAUGAAGAAGAAAAGGAAGACGAUUUUGGUUUAGACUCAAUAAUGUCUAAAGGAAAUACACAUUUAAAUGAUGAAUGUCAACAAACAUCAAAUAAAAUAAAUAAAAAAAUGUAUAAAAGAACAAGAGAUGAAAGAAAACUAUUGAUCAAAGAAGAUGAUGUAGAAUCAUUAAGUUCAUGUAAUGAUGUUGACAGUGACACAGAAAUUUAUCGUGUAAGACCAACAAGAUCUGGAAGAUUACCAAAAGUAAAAAGAUUACAGGGACCUGAUAUAAAUACUCUUGAUAAUGAAAGGUUAAAUUGUUCUUCCAACGAUGAAAUAACAAUUUCAUCAGAAGAUAAUGCAAAAGUUACAGAAAAUUUAAUUUUUGACAAUAUCAAUCUUAAUUCAGAAAUUCAUCAUAUAGAUCCUAUUAAAACAGUUAUACCAAGCAUUGGUAAUGUAGAACCAGGUUCUUUGGUUAUUUUAUCAAAGGAAUCUUUGGAGGAACCUGGUAAAAGUGUUUUACAAGUUUACAUGGUUAGUUCGGACGUUAAUACUUAAAAUCUUAAGAAAGCUAAUAUAAAAUACAAGUGAAUUAAGAAAAUGAAUAUAGAUUGAGAAGAAUAAGGAACAAAAAAAAAUAAUAUGUAAUUUAUAUUUGACUGCAAAAUGUAAACACAUUGUAAAUGAAGUCCAAGGACUAAUGGAACUUUAACAUCAUUCUUUUUCAAGAAAAUAACUGAAUUGUAACCUAUGGUUGCUAACAUUUUUUAUCUUUGUAACGAAUAUGAUUCAAUAAAAAUGAACUUUUAUCUUGAA
This is a messenger RNA of Apis laboriosa (Himalayan honeybee), 2376 nucleotides long. RefSeq names its product transcription factor TFIIIB component B'' homolog (gene Bdp1). Lineage: Eukaryota; Metazoa; Arthropoda; Insecta; Hymenoptera; Apidae. Gene Ontology annotation, molecular function: TFIIIC-class transcription factor complex binding. Bases 193 to 2118 code for a protein of 641 amino acids. The transcript has 7 exons. Gene Ontology annotation, cellular component: transcription factor TFIIIB complex. Gene Ontology annotation, biological process: RNA polymerase III preinitiation complex assembly. The record is from RefSeq and is a predicted model, not a curated record.